UGAGGCAACAAAUUUAAAGUACUCCAGAGAUCAUAUCCCAAAGGGCACAGAGAUGAUAGAAAAGAAGGCCCUCAUCCAUUCCAGUGGCAUUUGUCUUUGGGGUCAAGGAAGAGGAGUUUGUUGCCAUUGGCUGGGCAACUGCAGGUGUCUAGUGUUGCUCUGUUGCUUUCCAUUGUCAGAUAGCACCUGGUAAGAUCUGGAAUAAAAUUAAAUUUAGCCCAAUCUAACUUAAAGUUUGAAAAUCAAACAGGAGAUCUGAAAUUUGAAGAAAGCAUGAUUCAGUUAUUUGCAAAUCAGCAUGCAAGCCAAAUUUAUUCUAUUCAAGAAUCAAUCUAUUUUCUUGGAGAAAAAAAAGAUUUGUGCAUAGGCUAUAACGGGGAAACAGGUCCUUUUGAACUGAACCUUGCUUCAGCUGAGAAACUGCUUCAAAGAGGAAUAACAUUUACAGGUGAAAAAAGAAAUUACUCUUUGAAGAACAAAAUAUAAUGCAGAAUAAAUCGUCAUGUUCUUUAGCUAGUUUCUAGGUCAAAUGUCUCUUCAUAUUGUAUCAAAUGUGGUACUUUCCAGUUCAUGAUCCUAAAAGAAUGGAGAAAGGAAAUUACACACUGGUGACCCAAUUUUUUCUUUUGGGUUUCUCAGACCACCCAGAAGAUCUGCAGGUCAUUCUCUUUCUGAUAUUUCUUGUGAUCUACAUUAUGACUGUAGUGGGAAAUCUUGGAAUCAUCCUGUUAAUCAAGGUUGAAUCUCAUCUCCAUACCCCAAUGUACUUCUUCCUCAGCCAUCUAUCUUUUAUUGACAUUUGUUAUUCUUCAUCUAUAACACCCAAAUUGUUGAUGGGUACUGCCUCUGCAAUAAAAAGCAUUUCUUUGUUUGCCUGUGCUGUUCAGAUGUACCUGUUCAUCAUGUUUGUUGUUACUGAAUCUUUUCUCUUGGCUGCAAUGGCAUAUGACCGGUAUGUGGCCAUUUGUAAUCCUUUGUUGUACACUGUGAUUAUGUCCAGAAAUGUGUGCAUCUUUCUAGUGCUUAGUUCUUAUCUAUGGGGCAUUAUUUGUGCUCUAGUUCAUACAAUCUCUGCUUUUCGGCUAACAUUUUGUGGAAAUGUCAUCAACCACUUCUUUUGUGAUGUUGUACCAGUGUUAAUUCUUUCUUGUUCAGACACCCAGCUCAAUAAGACACUGCUUUUCAUUUUUGCCACCUUUGUGGAAAGUAGCACCAUCAUCAUUAUUCUCAUGUCCUACAUUUUAAUUAUUGUGUGUGUUUCAAGGAUUCACUCCAGCAAGGGAAAAUACAAGGCUUUCUCCACUUGUGCCUCUCACUUCACAGCGAUCUCAAUCUUCCAUGUGACAAUUCUCCUAAUAUAUUGCCAGCCUAAUGUAAGCCAUGGGAAGAAUUCAAACAGAAUUACCUCUGUAUUCUACACAAUGGUGAUCCCCAUGCUGAACCCUCUGAUUUAUAGUCUGAGGAACAAGGAAGUGAAAGGAGCUUUUCAAAAGCUGGUGAGGAAAAAACAUUUCUCCAUCAACUUGCUGAAUAGAUUUUCUCAUGUACUGCCAGGGUAAGCAAGUGAUAUACCAAAAUAAAGACAGACCCUUUAUCAACCAAGUGCUCAUAAAAAGUCCAUCCUUCGCGUUGACAGAGAAAAUGGAUUUCUCAGAAGGAAACCUAAAGGCAAUUCCAGCAUUCCUAUAUUUGUGGUUGUGUAACUUUGUAAUGUAUUUCUUGAAGACUAUUGGUAGAGAUAGUAUUACUUAAAGAAUAAAAAUCAGAAUGUCCCCCCCCCCAUGAUGGUCUCCUUUAUUAUAAAACUAUGGGUACAUAAGGUUCAUAUCCCUAAGAAAGCUUGAAAUGGCACACGAGUUCUUCCUGAAGAGAAAUCAUUGAUAAGGCAGGCAGGGGAAAUGUUUCCUGCAUACACUCUGACAUCUACUUGUUAAUAAGUAUUGAUGAGUUCCUUCUGAGUAACACCAGGAGGCAAAUGAAACACCUUUAAUAAUAAGUGGAGUUUGUCCCUGCUUGU
Messenger RNA from Crotalus tigris (Tiger rattlesnake), 2017 nucleotides. RefSeq names its product olfactory receptor 5D18-like. The record is from RefSeq and is a predicted model, not a curated record. Bases 552 to 1559 code for a protein of 335 amino acids. Gene Ontology annotation, cellular component: membrane. Gene Ontology annotation, biological process: G protein-coupled receptor signaling pathway; sensory perception of smell. Lineage: Eukaryota; Metazoa; Chordata; Lepidosauria; Squamata; Viperidae. Gene Ontology annotation, molecular function: G protein-coupled receptor activity; odorant binding; olfactory receptor activity. The transcript has 2 exons.